Amyelois transitella is the source of this 366-nucleotide messenger RNA. It is a transcript of the gene CSP13, whose product is annotated as allergen Tha p 1. The coding region runs from base 1 to 366 and encodes 121 amino acids. The record is from RefSeq and is a predicted model, not a curated record. Lineage: Eukaryota; Metazoa; Arthropoda; Insecta; Lepidoptera; Pyralidae. The transcript has 2 exons.
AUGAAAUUGGUAGCAGUAGUGAUUCUAAGCGCAGUGGGAGUUGUUUUGGCUGAUGAAAAGUACCGAGACUUAGACGACAAAUUAGACUUGUCUGAAGUUCUCAGCAACGACCGAUUGUUACAAUCCUACGCUAAAUGUUUGUUAAAUAAGGGACCUUGUACACCUGAAGUUAAACAAAUUAAAGACAAAAUACCUGAAGUAUUGGAAACACACUGUGCUAAAUGUACAGAUAAACAAAAAGAAGCUGGCAAAAAAUUGGCUCAAGAAGUUAAAAAAAGGCAUCCAAAAAUUUGGGCUGAACUUGUUGCCUUGUAUGACCCUGAGGGUAAAUAUCAAAAGGCUUUCCAGCAAUUUUUGAACAAUUAA